Perca flavescens (yellow perch) is the source of this 1226-nucleotide messenger RNA. It is a transcript of the gene rasd2a, whose product is annotated as RASD family member 2a. The transcript is spliced from 2 exons. Gene Ontology annotation, biological process: signal transduction. The record is from RefSeq and is a predicted model, not a curated record. NCBI's taxonomy places the organism in Eukaryota, Metazoa, Chordata, Actinopteri, Perciformes, Percidae. The coding region runs from base 53 to 1117 and encodes 354 amino acids. Gene Ontology annotation, molecular function: G-protein beta-subunit binding; GTP binding; GTPase activity.
AGCAAAUGGGUUGGUAGGAUUUUAGCCUGGAGACGCUUCACAGAACGUGGAGAUGAACGCAACUGAGAAGAUUUACCUUCCCGUUGAUGGCAUCCUCGAAAUGUUCAACUCUCUCACCGGGCAUCUUCAAUCAGGCAUUACGCACCCAGUUCUUAAGAGCGCAGCCAUUACCCCAGUAGCCCAGAACGCCAAAGUCUCACACAUAUCGAAGACAGGCAUGGCCAUCAUCAAGACGGGUAAAGGGCUCUGGAGACAACAAGAUAAAAGAGUGGUUGCAAGUAGAUCGAGUUCUGGCAAUCGGCAGGUUUCGACUGAUAAACUCCCAAAAAGGUCCGUGGAUCUGCUGGAGUUAGGUCUGACCAAGCCCAGGAACUGUCACAGAAUAGUUGUGCUUGGCUCACCCAAAGUAGGUAAAACCAACAUCCUCCAGUGGUUCUUGGGUAAGAAGUUUGAAGAGCACUACGAACCCACAACCGAGGAUUUCCACAGAAAACUGUUCCACAUAGGAGGGGAGGCAUAUCAGGUCGAUCUUCUGGACGCUGCAAGCGAGAGGGACUUCCCUGCUAAACGGAGGUUAUCCAUACUGACAGGUGACACCUUCCUGCUUGUGUUCAGUUUGAAUGACAGAGAGUCCUUCAAUGAAGUCUGUGAGCGGCUCAACGAGAUCAAAGCUGCUAAGGCAAAGUUACUGAACAAAUUAAAACAUCCCGCAAGAGUACCACCAGUCGUGAUUUGCGGAAAUAAAGCGGACUUGGAGGCACAGAGGGCCGUCAGACGGUCAGAGGUAACAGAAAUUCUCGGCGAGGACGUCGCGUUCUUCGAAACCUCUGCUAAAGAAGGUACCGGAAUGGAAGGUGUGUUCACGGCCCUAGCCACUCUGGGCGGAAUGCCUGUCGAGACGAGUCCGUCACGGCACCAGAUCAUAUCCAUCCUCACCUAUCAGUCGAUGUGCAUCGGCCAGCGAGGCAGGAGAGGGAACCGUGGACUCGGUGCGCCCUGUGCCGCCGUCGAUCCUCUGGCUGUCCGCCCGAGCUUCACCAGCGACCUGCGGCUGGUGCUAGAAUCAAGCACCAAGCACAACAAACCCAACAAACCCGAGAUGUGUCAGAUUCAAUGAAUUGUGAGCCUUCUCGAUAAACCAAUUGCAGUAGUAUGCUGCAAUUUCAUAUUAUGUAAGGAGUUAUACUCCGUAUAGCACCUGGCUGGACCAGUGCAAUCAUCUUUUG